GGAUAAAACAUCGGUUCCUUUUUAAUAAAGAUAUUUUAUUAACAGAAGUCCAGUCAGUGAUUAAUGAUCAGAAUCUGAGCACGUCCUAUGGCAGAGCUGCACAUCAUCGGCCAGAUCAUCGGGGCCAGCGGUUUCCCUCAGAGCAGCCUGUUCUGCAAGUGGGGCGUCCACACAGGUGGAGCAUGGAGGCUCCUGUCCGGUCUAAAGGAGGGGCAGACCCAAGUGGACACGCCUCAGAUAGGAGAAACGGCCUACUGGAGUCACCCUAUCGACCUGCAUUACACCACCAAGGGUCUGCAAGGUUGGCCCAAGCUGCACCUUCAGGUCUGGCAUCAGGACUCUUUCGGCAGGUGUGAGCUGUACGGUUACGGGUACUGCCACGUGCCCUCCAGCCCCGGGCAGCAUCGCCUGCAGUGCGUGACCUGGAGGCCGGUGGGUAGCUGGCAGGACCAGCUGGCCCAGAUGUUUGUGGGCGGAGGUCCUCAGCUUCGCUCCCCUGAUCUGAUCUACAGCGGAGCGGACCGGUACAGACUGCACACUGAGACCAUGGGUACGGUGGAGCUGGAGCUCUGUGUUAUCCUGCGCCAUUUCGACCGAUACGGCGUAGAGAGCUGAUGAAGGCUGUUUUAUAUAAAAUAGUAUUUUUAUUACGCCUCUACACUUUCAUCACGGUGCUGAAGCUCUUUCAGGGAUCCGGUGGAACCUGGAAAUCGGCCAGUGUUUGUACUGGUAUAUAAAAAGCUAAACCUUGACAUCAUGAGAUCAUUUAGGUCGUUUACAAUAGACCUAAAAAGUUUGUAUGCAGAAAUUCAUUCUGAGGAACGUCAUGGCAAUAUUAGGAUCUCUUCUUAUGAUUAGAGCACAUGCACUAUAUGAACAAAAGUAUUCGGACACCAGACCAUGAGCUUGUUGAACAUCCAAAUCAAAAAUAAAGUGACCUCUGUGUGAUCUUAUCAGCUAAAAUGACAGCCACUAGGGCCGCUCAGGUGGCGCAGCGGUAAAAAGUACGCUAGCACACCAGAGUUGGGGUUUCGAAUACAUCGUAUCGAAUCUCAGCUCUGCCUUCCGACUGGGCUGGACGGCUGCAUGAACAACGAUUGGCUGUUGUCCAGGUUUAGGGGUAAAAAGUCGGACCAUCAUAACUGGUGCGACUGCGGCCCCUGCUGGCUGACUGAUGGCGCCUGCACAGGGCUGAGGAAUAAUGCUGAUGGGGGUGUGGCCCUCCGUACACAGUGCCCGUCAAGUGUAUGAACUCGACUUGUGCAGGUGAAAAAUGCAGUCUGUACUGACUGUACGUGCCGGAGAGGCGUCCUCAGUCAGCGGUGAAGGGUCGAAUCAGUAUAGAGGACGCAAUCAGGGUAACUGGACACGACUAGAUUAGGGGAGAAAAUUGGGGGGAAAAAGGGUGAAGAUUAGAAAAUUAAAAAAAAAAUUUAAAUAAAUAACUAAAAGCCACUGUUUUUGAAGUAUCACAUCUGUGGGAAUUUGUGCCCAUUCAGUCAAAACAGCGUUUGUAUGUCUGGGCACUGAUGUCGGUCAAGAAAGCCUCGGUGAAUAUUCAAAGUUAUUCCAAAGACUGGAGUCUCUUUAAACCGAGCUUUGCUUUGUGCACAGGGGCACAUCCAUGCUGGAACAGGAAAGGCCUUCCCUAAACUGUUGCUGCAAAGUUGGAAGCAUGUCAUUUUCUUUUAUGUAAUUGAUUCAUUACACCGGUUAGCAAUUGAGAAAACACAUGAAUUCAAUAAUAAUAAGAAGAGGUGUCCCAAUACUUUUGUCCAUAUUAAAUAUGUAAUUCUGGUCAGUUGGAUCACAUAACAAGAAAUGCAGUGAUGAUAUUCACAUCAGAAACGAACUUUUAUAAUGACCUGAGUGUUUUUAUCAUUUUUAUAUCGUUUUAUACACAUUUUAUAAUGUUUUGAGUUGUUUAGAAUUGAUUAAAGGUUCUUACUGCUUA
Molecule: messenger RNA, 1954 nt
Organism: Trichomycterus rosablanca
Lineage: Eukaryota; Metazoa; Chordata; Actinopteri; Siluriformes; Trichomycteridae
Gene: b9d2
Product: B9 domain containing 2
Exons: 4
Coding region: 88-615 (175 amino acids)
Biological process (GO): cilium assembly
Cellular component (GO): MKS complex
Source: RefSeq, a predicted model, not a curated record